CGGCGGCGACGACGACGCCCGCCGGGAGGAGUAUGCUGCGAGGCAAGUCCCGGCUCAACGUGGAGUGGCUGGGCUACUCGCCUGGCCUGCUCCUCCAGAACAAGCCGCUCCUGGCAGGGCGCACGCCUCGAAACCUUCGUGGAAGCGAAAGUUCUUUAGCGUCUACUCUGAAGACUCUUUUGUUCUUCACAGCUUUAAUGAUCACAGUUCCUAUUGGAUUAUAUUUCACAACUAAAUCUUAUAUAUUUGAAGGUAUCCUCGGAAUGUCGAAUAGGGAUAGUUACUUUUAUGCUGCAAUUGUUGCUGUGGUUGCCGUUCAUGUGGUACUGGCUCUCUUUGUGUAUGUAGCCUGGAAUGAAGGCUCACGGCAGUGGCGUGAAGGAAAGCAAGAUUAAAGUGAACAUCACCUUUUGAUGGAAUUGAAUUGAUUUUUUAAUAUGGUAAAUGUUUUUGGGACAUUGGUGAUGAGUAAAUUUUAUUUGAAUAAAGUUGAAAGAACAUGUUAAAAUCAAA
Molecule: messenger RNA, 513 nt
Organism: Marmota flaviventris (yellow-bellied marmot)
Lineage: Eukaryota; Metazoa; Chordata; Mammalia; Rodentia; Sciuridae
Gene: Vma21
Product: vacuolar ATPase assembly factor VMA21
Biological process (GO): vacuolar proton-transporting V-type ATPase complex assembly
Cellular component (GO): endoplasmic reticulum membrane
Source: RefSeq, a predicted model, not a curated record